Molecule: messenger RNA, 477 nt
Organism: Conger conger (European conger)
Lineage: Eukaryota; Metazoa; Chordata; Actinopteri; Anguilliformes; Congridae
Product: olfactory receptor 1S1-like
Exons: 3
Coding region: 1-477 (158 amino acids)
Biological process (GO): G protein-coupled receptor signaling pathway
Cellular component (GO): membrane
Molecular function (GO): olfactory receptor activity
Source: RefSeq, a predicted model, not a curated record
AUGGAAAAUGUAUCAGCAGUGACAUCCUUCAUAUUGCAGGCAUACAAUGAACUGGAAGGUCACAGAUAUUUAUUCUUCAUAUGUUUCCUUCUUUUAUAUGUUGUGAUAUUAUUGGGCAACUGUGUUCUAAUUUUGACCAUUUUCUUUGAGAGGGGCCUGCAUGAACCCAUGUAUUUGUUUAUAUGUAACUUAGCAGUGAAUGGACUUUUAGGGAGCACAUCAUUAUUACCAUCUAUGCUUGUUUUCGUGGCUAUUGCAUUGUCCUGGAUUAUCCCAUGUCUUUACUUUACCAUUUACUUCAUAUUAUCUGUACAACGUUCAUUUUGUGGCAGAAUCAUUGAACAAUUGUAUUGUAGCAUUUAUCCUUUAUUUAAACUAUCUUGUUCUGAUACGUCAGUUCUGCACCUUGUUGGGCUGGAGCUCUUCAAUGUGAGGCACUGCUUAUGUGUUAAGCUGCGAGACGGCAUUGAACAUUGA